AUGGUUUCUUUACUUUCUAUUUUUUAUUCCACAGGUUUCCGAUUCCGAAGGUCGCUAGGUAUAUUCAGGGGAGCCAUCCGGCUGUUGCAUGAUUCUUAUGAGCUUCAACCUCCUUUGAUCCCUCCAUCUAGAGUCAAGGCCAAGUGGCAGCGUCCGCCCUUGGGGUCUAUCAAAAUCAACCUGGGGGAGGCUUGUCGGGGUGCAACAGGGACUGGGGGGAUUGGAGUUGUGGUUCGUGACCAUGUUGGUACUUUUCUUGCAUGUAAACUAGUGGUUGUUCAGGGGGUUUCCAACCUUUUGCAUGCAAAAUUGCUAGCCUUGAAGGAGGGGCUUUUGUUUGCCCAAAGAUGGCCUUAUGUGCAGCGGCUCAUUGAAGGUGUUGGUCAAGGAGUUGGUAUUGUUCUAAGCCAAGUAUCACAGGAUUUGUCCCACUUUGGUUGCUUAGUUGACGACUGUAAACUGUUACUAGUGCAGCAGGGCAGUAUAUUAGUACAACAUGUGAUGAAGGAGGCUAAUGAGGCGGCUGCAAGACUUGCUAGGAUCGCUUUACACUCCCACGGAGCGGCUGAGUGGUUCGGGGACCCCCCAGUAGUUUUGCUUGAUGCCUUAGUGGCAGAUUCUUUUUAG
This is a messenger RNA of Prunus armeniaca (apricot), 627 nucleotides long. Lineage: Eukaryota; Viridiplantae; Streptophyta; Magnoliopsida; Rosales; Rosaceae. The record is from the annotation of a GenBank genome assembly.